Leishmania braziliensis MHOM/BR/75/M2904 is the source of this 564-nucleotide messenger RNA. RefSeq names its product amastin-like protein. The transcript has a single exon. NCBI's taxonomy places the organism in Eukaryota, Euglenozoa, Kinetoplastea, Trypanosomatida, Trypanosomatidae. The coding region runs from base 1 to 564 and encodes 187 amino acids. The record is from RefSeq and is a predicted model, not a curated record.
AUGGAGUGUGGCGUUGGCGUUCUUGUCUACGCGAUCCUUCAGUUCAUCGCGUUCAUGUUUUUACUGUCCGGGUCGUUGGUGGACAUGUUUCAUGUCAACGAAUACUUCUCAGCCAACUCAGAUUAUUGCCUCACCUACUGGGGUCUGAAAGAAAGAUGCACUGACAUGAAGAAUGUAAAGUCGCUGGACGAGUUUUUCAAGCACUGCAGUUUUGCCCGAGAUCAUUUCCACACCGCUCGGGUGCUCGCUCUUGUCUCCAUCGUUGUGUUCGGCUUGGCGUCUCUCUUGGGCUUCAUGACGAUGUGCUGCUACAAUUCCCUUGGCUGGGGGUGCCUGCUGCUCAACAUUGUUGGCAUCGUCACCUCAGCCUUCUCAUGGGCGCCCAUGGUCGUCCUCUCCCGGUAUGAUAACCUCACCUUUUGCACAGAGUUGCCCGUAACCUUCGCUUUUGGAAGUGGCUUCGCUCUCCUGAUUGUAGCCUGGAUCCUGGACAUCAUCAACAUCUUUUUCUUGCUGUUCCCGUGCCAGAGCAACGGCUCCGACAAGAACUUGUACGUGACCUAA